This is a messenger RNA of Seminavis robusta, 798 nucleotides long. Lineage: Eukaryota; Bacillariophyta; Bacillariophyceae; Naviculales; Naviculaceae. The record is from the annotation of a GenBank genome assembly.
AUGAUUCAUGCCAUGUCAGAUUUGGAAACGGAUGCAGCCAACGCCGAAGUAAAUGCCUUGCAAGCAUCUCCGUGGCCCGCGAAUAUGCGGGAUGCAGUGUGGGGAGAUCGUUUGAAAUUGCGGCACUUGAUGAAGAAAGAAAUGCCCAAGUAUGCCACAUUUUGGAAGGAACACGCUGUGGAAUUGGAAGAAUGGUGUCGCAGUGGUGUAUAUGUCAUGACACUGAAGAAAAUAUUUCAAAUGCCUCGUGCCGAAGUCACCGAACGGGUCAAGAACGACUAUGGGAUUCAUUCUGCAUUUGCCGUUGUGUUGUGUACCGUUGUGGAGCAAGUGGCCAAUUUCCCCGCCACACAACUCCCCACGGAUGCUCGUGGGGAAUCUGAAACCAAUUUUGAACAAUCCUUGGUCUUUGAUCGACGAGGUGGAUUCACACUCAAGCUGAAACAAAAGGAUGGAUCGCUCAAUGCAGAUGUCUUGCAGAUUUGGUUGGACCGCAUGAAAUCAUUGGGAGGUCCCAAACUAUUGGAACGAGCCCCACCCAAGAAGAAGGUUGUGGUGGAUAGUAGUGACGAAGAAGAAGAAGACGAUGAUGGGGAUGUCGAUGCUGGAGGACUUAAACAACAAGAUGAUCCCGAUGAAGAUGAACCGGCGUCGGGGCCCAGUUUUCGAUCUGAUCGACGAAUCAUUCGAUUGCUCAUUGCUCGCUAUUGGGCCGAUCAAAUGAUGAAGAAAUUCUUGGAAGCAAAACAAGAAAAGGAUAAACAGGAGGGAAACAAUGGCAAUGAUCAAACUUCCUGA